Mesorhabditis spiculigera is the source of this 1344-nucleotide messenger RNA. The record is from the annotation of a GenBank genome assembly. NCBI's taxonomy places the organism in Eukaryota, Metazoa, Nematoda, Chromadorea, Rhabditida, Rhabditidae.
AUGCUCGGUCACCUGAAGUUACUCAUCAUCGCCGUCACGGCCGUCUCCGCCCAGUUCAGAAUCCCGGGCCAAGCGGGCUCCCAAUCUGGCCCGCAACCUGGCCAACAAGGCGGUCAGCAACCGCAGCAACCUGGCCAGUUUGGUCAGCAACAACAAGGCCAACAGGGCCAACAGGGACAGCAGAUUCUCCCGUGGCAGCAGAACGGCCAAAAUGGCAUGAACAACCAGAACGGACAGCCGGGAGGCCAGCAGACGUUCCCUACCCAACAAAACGGCCAGUUCGGCAUCCAACAGCAAGGCCAACAAGGUCAGCAGGGUCAGCAAACCUUCCCGAACCAACAAAACGGCCAAUUCGGCAACCAACAACAAGGCCAACAAGGUCAAUUCGGCCAGGGCCAAAACGGCAACCAGCAAAUCGUCCCCGGACCCGGCCAACCCAUCAACUCGAACACAAACGGCGCCAACGGCUACCAGCCCUGGGGCCAGAAUCAGAACCAGGGCGGUCAGCAGCAGGGAGGUCAGCAGGGAGGACAGUUCGGAGGGCAGCAAGGAGGUCAACAGCAGCUCCCCUUCGGCAACCAGAACAACCAGAACCAAGGAGGCCAAUUCGGGCAGCAGGGCCAACAAGGGCAGUUUGGCGGCCAACAGGGCCAGCAGGGUCAGAUCGGCGGAUUUGGGCAGAAUCAGGACAACGGCAACCUGGAAAAGAACACUUUCGGCAACUCGAUGACGACGCUGCCCGACUUUGUCAUCCAAGCCCCGGUCGAAGCUCGCGAAGCUUUCGCCCAAAUCAUUCAGCAGACCAAUCAAACCCUGGCGCAACGUGACGCGGCGCUGCUCAAGUGGUCCAACACGUACAACGUUACGGCCCAGUACAACACCUACGUGGCCAAGGAGACGAACACGACAUUGCAGCUGCAGAGCAACGCCACGCAGACCCUGGUGGAAAUGCAACAAGUCCUCGCCAAGCUGUUCGCCCUCCAGAAGAACACCUCCCUGACGACGCAGCAGAUCGUCCAAACCAUCGAGACGACCCUGUCGACGAUGAGCAACGACAAGAGGGCCCUGCUUGGACAGAUCCUCCGAAUCGCCGGCGGUCAAACACAGCCCCAACAGCCGAACGGAAACGGCUUCAACCAGAACGGGCAAAACGGAAUAAACGGAAAUAAUGGAAACAAUGGAAAUAAUGGCUUUAAUAACCAAAAUGGCCAAAAUGGCCAAAAUGGAUUCAAUGGAAACAACGGCUUCAACAGCCAAAACGGACAAAACGGACAAAACGGACAAAAUGGCUGGCAACCCAGGGACUACUCGAAUAAUUUUGGCGUUAAUGUGAUGCAUGUGUCG